Menidia menidia (Atlantic silverside) is the source of this 4210-nucleotide messenger RNA. Lineage: Eukaryota; Metazoa; Chordata; Actinopteri; Atheriniformes; Atherinopsidae. The record is from the annotation of a GenBank genome assembly.
UUAAUCAAAUUCAUUUUGUCUCUCACAGCAACGCUCUCCUGGUAAAGUGCUGUUUGACCUCGUCUUAGCACAUCUCAACCUGACAGAGGGGGACUAUUUUGGACUGGAGUACCAGGACCAGAGGAAGAUGACGGUGUGGUUGGAUCUCCUGAAACCGGCGCUGAAGCAGAUCAGAAGGCCUAAAAACACCAUCCUUCGUUUUGUGGUGAAGUUCUUCCCUCCUGACCACACACAGUUCAUAGAGGAGCUGACUCGGUAUCUGUUUGCCCUGCAGAUUAAGCGUGACCUAGCCUGUGGCCAUCUCAUCUGCAAUGACACCAGCGCUGCUCUCAUGGUCUCCCACAUCAUUCAAUCUGAGAUUGGAGAUUUCGAUGAGACACAGAGCUGGCAGCACCUUCUCCACAAUAAGUACCUGCCAGACCAGGAUGCCAUCAGAGAUAAGAUCACUGAAUGCCACCGCAAGCAUGUCGGGCAGACUCCAGCAGAAUCGGACUACCAGCUGCUGGAAAUCGCUCGGCGACUUGAGAUGUAUGGCGUUCGUCUGCACCCAGCGAAGGACAGAGAGGGAACUAAACUCAGCCUGGCUGUGGCACACACUGGAGUGCUGGUUUUUCAGGGCUACACAAAGAUAAACGCCUUUAACUGGUCAAAGAUUCGCAAGCUGAGCUUUAAAAGGAAAAGAUUCCUAAUUAAACUACGAGCUGACCCCACACAGAACGCCCACCACGACACACUGGAGUUUGCCAUGGCCAGCAGGGACUGCUGCAAGGUUUUCUGGAAAAUCUGUGUAGAAUAUCAUGCCUUCUUCAGACUUUUUGAGGAGCCCAAGCCGAAACCCAAGCCCAUCCUCUUCACCAGAGGAUCUUCAUUCCGGUUCAGUGGCCGAACCCAGAAGCAGAUCAUCGACUAUGUGAAAGACUCUGAGGUCAAGAAAGUUCCUUUUGAGAGGAAGCACAGUAAGAUUCUGUCCAACAGCAGCAUGACUUCUCAGUCUUCAUCCUCCAAAACACAAGUGCCAAAAGAGAGUGCCAUGUCAGUUCCAUUAAUGGAUCAGACCGACUCAGCCAGACUUAGUCAGGAGACUAAAUCAUAUGGUUCAGAGGUGCAACCGUCCAUCGCUCCCCCCACCAAUGGGUUUCCUGACAUGUCCGGCUCAGACCUACUCAAGCAGAACCAGCAUGGGACAGGAUCAGCACCAGACCAGCAUCUCCUCAACCCAGGUCCAACCUGCAGGGCAAACAAAGGCAGCAGCUCCUCUAUUCCUUACAUAGACUGCAGCGACAUAGAUAGUGAAUGUGACGUGACAAAGGGCAGCAGGGCUCCCAGGGGCCACAGCAAUGCAAAUGACAGCAAUGAGGAUGAGUCGUAUAGGCACGGGGGCAGUGUGGGUCGCAGUGGGGGGCAGGCUGGCAGUCUUUUUGGGGCUGUGAAUGGCUUCUACCACACCAAUCACCUUGGGGUGAUGCAGCAGGGUGUUGUGGGGAACAGAAAUGCUGUAGAUCAAUCGCAAGUGGCCAACAAGUUUAAUAUGAGUCAUGAGCUAACAAAUGACGAAACCCUGUCAAAUGGAGGCUCCUUUCAUGCGCGGCUCCCACUCCACAGCACGCUGUUGGGUGAAGUCUUUCAGAGUCGCGACAAGCAAGGUGCAGCAGGCGGCCGACUGCUGGGCACUGGGACUCGCAGCCAGUGUUCCAGCCCAGUGAUCAGCAGCUUCCACCCACGUACAAACUCCUUCAGUCAUGCUGAGAUGACAAACGGUCACAGCUACCAGCGUACGGCCUUGCGGUGGGAUGACGGUGGACAUUAUUUCAGCAAACGUCCUGGGGCAGUCCCAGCAGAAACUACUGCUGUCCCUCCGUCUUCCCACCCACCAAACCACUAUGGCAGCUACUCCCCAAUCACCUCAAACCGAACACCGACGCAUUUGGCCAAACCAUUUAACAACAAUAACAUGAGGAAUCGCUCUGACACUGAUCCGUUCAUCCUUAGCCAGUUGACAUCCACUCCCAUCCACCAUCAACCCUCCCAUCGAGUUGGGUUGAAUGGCCAGGCCCCUUGUUCAGCCCCAAUGGAGAGGAGAAUGAUUUUAACAAAUGGCAACCAUGUGAGCCUCGUAGCUCCAAAUCAGGCCCGUUCCAACACUACGCAGCGGCUGUUUGGCCGUCAGGGAAAGCCAAACAACAACCAUAACAAUCUAAAUCAGCCGGUCCAAAUGGUUGAUGGGUCGACCAGCAGCGGAACCGACACCAGCGACACGGAGUCAGACACCGGCAGCAGCGCGUACAGCCAGCCGCUCAUGUACGGCAACCCGGCUGCCGUCAACUCCAUGAAUUCAGUCAACUCGAACGCCGUAAACACGUCCCCACUAACAUGCGGAAAACUGUCCUUUGGACGUCUGCAGUUGGAGGACGGGGAUAAUUGCGAGGAUCAGGGAGAGGAACGGUGUUACCGUUUCAAGGAGGAAGAUAUAGGAGAAAGUCCCAGUUCAGAGAAAUCUCCGCUGGGAAGUCCCCAUGUAGUUGUCAAUGGCAAUGGCUCUGUAAACGGUCAGGGAACGGGUGGUGCCAGCAUCCAGGGUGUGGAACAGAUUCCUGAGGGACAGCAGUUUUCACCGUUAACCAGCCCACUGCUCACUGAGGCUGGAUACAUCCGCCAUGACGAUGAAGAUGAGGCAAGGCGGAAGAAGUUUCCCACAGACAAAGCUUAUUUCAUAGCCAAGGAACUGUUGACAACAGAGCGGACUUACCUCAAAGAUCUGCAGGUCAUCACAGAGUACUUACAGGGUGUUGCAGCGAAAGACGGGGCAUUUCCAGAGUCCGUAAAGAAUCUGCUCUCCACCCACUAUGAUCCGGUCUACAGGUUUCACCAGGGAUUCCUCAAAGAGACAGAACAGCGGCUGGCACAGUGGGAGGGCCGUUCCAAUGCUCACAUUAAAGGAGACUAUCAACGAAUCGGUGAUAUUUUACUUAAGAACAUUCAAGGCCUGAGGCAGUUGACAAUUCAUCUCCAGAAGCAUUCAGAGUGCCUGGUGGAACUGGAACGGGCUUCUAGAUCAAAUCAGAAAGUGGAAGCUCUGUGUCGAGACUUUGAGCAGCAAAGAGUUUGCUACCUGCCCCUCUACAUCUUCCUCCUCAGGCCUCUGCACCGCCUGCUGCACUAUAAACUUAUCCUGGAGAGGUUCUGUAAGCAUUACCCCCCCACCCAUGAGGAUUUCAGAGACUGCCGAGCCGCCUUGGCAGACAUCUCUGAAAUGGUUCUGCAGCUUCAGGGCACCAUGAUGAAGAUGGAGAACUUCCAGAAGCUUCUGGAGCUGAGGAAAGAUUUGACCGGCAUCGACAACCUGGUCAUCCCUGGAAGGGAGUUCAUCAGGCUUGGAUGCCUCAGCAAACUGUCUGGGAAAGGUCUUCAGCAGAGAAUGUUCUUCCUGUUCAGUGAUUCACUGGUGUAUACAAGUCGAGGGAUGACUCCAUCCAACCAGUUUAAGGUUCAUGGACAGCUGCCUCUUUAUGGCAUGACGAUCCGAGAAAGUGAAGAGGAGUGGGGAGUCCCUCACUCUUUCACAUUGUUUGGGCAGCGUCAGUCUAUGGUGGUGGCAGCCAGCUGUGCUUCAGAGAUGGAGCUGUGGGUGGAGGACAUCAGGAUGGCCAUUGACCUGGCAGAGCAGAGCAGCAGCUCAAAUGGUAACCAGCUCUCCACCAGUCCAACUGACAACAAGCUGCCAGAGGACGGUGGAGUCGAGCUGGAGUCGGAGGAGGAGCUCUGCGGCUCACGCUCAUCUCUAGAGCGUCAGGGUCACCGUGGUAACACCACGGUGCACGUCUGCUGGCAUCGCAACACAAGCGUGUCCAUGGUGGAUUUUAGCAUAGCCGUGGAGAACCAGCUCUCAGGUAACCUGCUGAGGAAGUUCAAGAACAGCAAUGGCUGGCAAAAACUCUGGGUGGUCUUCACCAACUUCAGUCUCUUCUUCUACAAAUCCCACCAGGAUGAAUACCCUCUGGCCAGUCUCCCACUUCUGGGCUACUCUAUCACAGUCCCAGGAGAGUCGGAGAAUAUACACAAAGAUUAUGUCUUCAAACUUCACUUUAAAUCCCACGUUUACUACUUCAGAUCAGAAAGCGAGUACACCUUUGAUAGGUGGAUGGAAGUAAUCCGCAGUGCGACCUGCUCUGCCAGCCGCUCCCUGCAGAGCACCAGGAAAGAUCUUUACUAA